Messenger RNA from Dermacentor silvarum, 1232 nucleotides. RefSeq lists its product as uncharacterized. The transcript has 4 exons. Bases 43 to 474 code for a protein of 143 amino acids. The record is from RefSeq and is a predicted model, not a curated record. NCBI's taxonomy places the organism in Eukaryota, Metazoa, Arthropoda, Arachnida, Ixodida, Ixodidae.
UGCCUAGAGCAAAUCGAAAAGGCCAGAAUUGAACUAAAGACAAUGGCUGUAGAGUACGAAGCCACUCCCCUCCUCCUGCUCGCCAUCUUCGAUGAAGACUGCGAGCUCUUCUGUAAGGUAGUCGAGGAAUGCGCCAGUGAUGAAGACCUUGGGGACAUGCCAUGUUCUCCUUUCAUCAUUGCAAAAGGAGGCAGUUUUAUUACUGCAAGGAACUUCACCAUAUGCAUUGACACCCUGCCAGUGAUACACGCAACAAACCCAUGCCAGGCAUUCCGGCUCAUGUUUUUCGCACACUUUGCAUUUAAUCUUGCGUACCCUAAGGACACAAGCCUCUGCUUGGAGUUCACACAGCGGACCAUUGCAGGUGUCAAUCCUGGCAGGGGAACGAAGAUAGAGCGCACAAAGAAAAAACAACACUGCCUCUCCCCAAAAGUUGCUUCCCUCAUCACAUCGUUGCAAGACUUCGACUUUUAACUGUUCUGAAACUUCAAAACUUUUUCAUUACACACAGUUGGGCAACUGACCGACUAUAUUUCUACUACAUCGGGCUCUUCUGUAAGUGUUUCAAUAUAUACACCAUUGUCAUUUCUUUUCAUGCACUGUGAUAAUGCAAAUACUCUGUUUAAUGCCUUAUGCCUUCUUACUUUUAUCUGACUGCUUCAUGCAGUAGUAGUGUCAAGCAAGGCACAAUUUUCCUUAUUUGUAUUUUUGGAAUUAGUUUCAUGACCGGUUGUAUGCAUUUUAUUGUAAUACUAUUUUGAUAUGUAUAUUAUAGUUUCAAGAUUGGAACGUAUAAGCAGAGUGAAUUAAUAUUUUAUGGUUACACUGUGAUAAUACAACAGCUUGUCACAUGCCUUAUGUUUUGUUUGUAUCUCGGUGCUUAAUGCAAUACUAGUGUCAAGCAAGGCGUAGUUUGCCCAAGACACCUUCCUUAUGUAUAAACUUGUCAUUACAGUUUAGUGACUGGUUGGACUUAUUGUAAUACUACUUUCUCCAUUGUAUUAAAUAUAUUUUUAUAUUGUAGUUGUAAGGUUGAACGUACUAAGUAGAAUGAACCAAUAUUUUAUGGUUACACUGCGAAAAUGCGAACGCUGUUUUAUUCAUGCCUUGUGUCUUGUUGCUUGUAUCUCACUGCUUAGUUGUAAGGUUGAACGUACUAAGUAGAAUGAACCAAUAUUUUAUGGUUACACUGCGAAAAUGCGAACGCUGUUUUAUUCAUGCCUUGUGUCUUG